Messenger RNA from Chelmon rostratus (copperband butterflyfish), 2203 nucleotides. Its product is annotated as para-nitrobenzyl esterase. Bases 112 to 1899 code for a protein of 595 amino acids. NCBI's taxonomy places the organism in Eukaryota, Metazoa, Chordata, Actinopteri, Chaetodontiformes, Chaetodontidae. The record is from RefSeq and is a predicted model, not a curated record. The transcript has 10 exons.
UCAGGUCCAGGGCUCGCGCGCUCCGCCCAGCCUGAACCCAAAUGCGUCAACUUUUGUUUGUCUGCAGGACUUUGUGUUCGGUCGGUGUGUGUGUGCGGGACGUGAGUGAAGAUGAAUGAGGAUGCGUUCGAGGUCCCGGAGAGGACCGAGUACCGCUACCUGGUGCAGGAGGAGGAGGAGGAGGAGGUGCAGUACGUCCGGCACAGACACUACAUCAACCCCCUCCUGGUGCUCUCCAGGCGCUGCAUCUUCCUCAUCUGCCUCGGCGUGCUCGCUCUGCUCUCCCUCGCCACCUACCUGGGCUACGUGGCCCAGACGCUGCCGCCGGGCCUCGCUCAGGUGUCGACGCUCUGCGGAGAGUUCAGAGGACGACACAAGAAUGGAGCCUUCUCCUUUAAGGGCAUCCCCUACGCUGCUCCGCCCGUCGGUAACCUGCGUUGGGCCCCGCCGGCCGAACCGCUGUGCAGGAGCCAGGUAACCGACGCGGGCCGCUUCCGCAGCAUGUGUCCUCAGGUGCGGCCGCUGUCUAGCGACGGGAAGGUGAUGGGCCAGGAGGACUGCCUCUUCGUCAACGUGUGGACGCCCACGCUGCAGCCUGACGCCAAGCUGCCCGUCAUGGUCUGGAUCCAUGGAGGGUACCUGCACAUGCUCAGUGGAGGAGAGCAGGACUACUCGCCCACAGAGAAGCUCGCCGCCGACACGGGAAUGGUUUACGUCAGCUUCAACUACCGACUGAACGCCUUCGGCUUCCUGGCGCUGGAGAUGCUGAGAGAAGGUUCUCCAAAAAACACCUCAGGGAACUAUGGCUUCAUGGACCAGAUUGCAGCUCUGAAGUGGGUCCAGAGGAACGUCCACGUGUUUGGAGGAGAUCCUGGGAAAGUCACCAUCUUUGGACAGAGCUCAGGUGGGACAUCCGUGUGGACCCUCAUGAUGUCUCCGCUGGCGAAGGGACUCUUCCACGCGGCGGUGGACAUGAGCGGCUCGUACGUCUACAACGCCACGCUAGAGCAGGCCGAGUCCGACAACCUGGCGUUCCUGAAGAAGACGGGCUGCACGGACCCGACCUGCCUCAGACGUCUGUCCGUCAGACAGAUCCUGCAGGCCGUCCCGUGGCAGGAGUACCCGUCCUGGGCCGCGGACGACCUGACGGACCUCCCCGUCAGAGGGCGCUUCGUCGGCCCGGUCGCGGUGGUGGACGGAUACGUCCUCGAAGCUCCGCCGUUCGAGGUGUGGGAGAAGAAAGGAGACCACAGCGACGUCCCCUUUGUCAUCGGGACGACAGAGCAGGAAGCUGACUUCAGCCCCCCGGCUGAAAACAUCUCCAUGUGGACGUGGGGGGACAGCCAGUGGUUUGUAACAGAUAAACUUCAGUCCUUCAGCGAGAGUCUCCCCAAAGAGGCGCUGGAGCUGUAUCCGAGCUCCGCCCCCUGCCCCACCACAGACCGCUGUCCAGAGAGGACCUACACCACCAUGGUGUCCGACAUCAGGGUCACCUGUCCCAACAACGACCUGGCCUGGAGGGCUGCAGCGGCUCUGACCAGUCCCGUGUAUCGAUACGUGGUGACGCACACGCCGUCGGGACCCGUCAACACGUCCGGCGACCUGCUGCCGUUCCCCAGCCGCUUCUCCUUCCACUGCCUGGACGUCGUGUCGUUCUUCGGGGGGCUGGAGUCCGUCCUGGGGAAACCUCUGUCCGACGGAGACAAGAACUUCCAGGAUCUCGUCACACGCCACCUCGUCACCUUCGCCAAAACAGGUAAGAUGGAGGAUGAAUGGCCAGAAUACCCAGCAGCCACCGCUCUCCUGUCCGACAGGCUGUCGGUGGUCCAGAACUACUCGGCGGUCCGGUGUCAGCUCUGGAAGGAGAACGGCCUGUACGCCUACGCCUGGACGAACUGAAGCUGCUCGGCUCUUCGUCGGCAGACUUUAUUUCAGCCGCAGCUUCGUCACGCCGUCGUGACGUCACGCCGCUCAGAUCCUGCAGCAGCCAUUUGAAAACACAGCGUGAGUGGAACAUCUCGUCGGUUUGAAGAUCUCUGCUUCAUUUUAUUGUUUCACACCGUCUCACUUUCCCUCCCGUGGAUCAGUCUCAUGAUGUGGCUGCUUUCAGUCCAGAACCGCGUCCAUAAUCCAGUUUUCCUUGAUCUGCUCUUUAUUCAAGAAUAGAAAAAAAAAAAACAUCAUCUGCAGUUUGUCUUCACCC